GCGGGGCCCCAGUCGCCGCGCUGCGUUAGAGCCGCGGAGAAGUUUGGGCGUCGGGCAGAGAGAGAGAGAAAGAGGCAGAGACACAGGCAGAGGGAGAAGCAGGCUCCAUGCAGGCAGCCCGAUGGGGGACUCCACCUGGGACCCCAGGUCAUGACCUUUGCAGAAGGCAGACGCUCAACCGCUGAGCCACCCAGGAACUACCUGGGGGUGCCUGGGUGACUCAGUCGGUUAAGCAUCUGCCUUCAGCUCAGAUCCCAGGGUCCUGGGAUCCAACCCCGAGUAUGAGUGAUUUCAGUGAAGAAUUGGUAAGGUCCAAGACAGAGGAUGAGCAAGAGGAAUCAUGCAUGUUCUCUGGUACAGGAAUGUCCUUUCCUUGGCUCCAGAAGCAUAUAGAGACUGUGGCAACUGGAGGGAAAAAGGAGAAGGAUUUUGCUCAGACAACAAGUGCUUGUUUGAGUUUUAUUCAAGAAGCUCUGCUGAAGCACCAGUGGCAGCAAGCUGCAGAAUACAUGCACAGUUAUUUUCAGAUCUUGGAAGAUUCAGAUAGCUACAAGAGGCAGGCCGCACCUGAGAUUAUUUGGAAGCUUGGAAGUGAAAUUUUGUUUUAUCAUCCCAAAAGCAACAUGGAGACUUUCAAUACCUUUGCUGACAGGAUGAAGAAUAUUGGUGUCAUGAAUUACUUAAAGAUCUCCUUACAACAUGCAUUAUACCUUCUGCAUCAUGGAAUGUUUGAAGAUGCAAAUAGAAAUCUCAGUCAUGCGGAGACGUGGAGAUAUGGUGAAAAGUCAGCUUCCCAGGAAGUGUUAAUCAAUCUUAUUCAGGCCUAUAAAGGGCUUUUGCAGUAUUAUACUUGGUCUAAAAACAAGAUGGAAUUGUCUAGGCUUGAUAAAGAGGAUUAUGCUUACAACACAGCAUUCCAGAAUAUGCUCAGCCACAGCGGGAAGAUGUCUGUAAACCUUUGUGCAUUGAUUCAAACUCCUGGAGUUUGGGACCCUUUUGUGAAGAGUUAUGUAGAGAUGAUGGAAUUCUAUGGAGAUCGAGAUGAAGCCCGAGAGGUACUCAACAAUUAUGCCUAUGAUGAAAAGUUCCCAUCAAAUCCAAAUGCUCAUAUCUACUUAUACAACUUUCUAAAGAGAGAGAAGGCACCGAGAGAGAAACUGAUAAGUGUGCUUAAGAUUUUGUAUCAGAUUGUACCAUCUCAUAAACUGAUGUUAGAAUUUCAUAGGUUACUGAGAAAAUCAGAAAAAGAAGACCACCAUAAACUGGCAUUGGAGGUAUUAUUUGGAGUCUUAGAUUUUGCUGGAUGCACGAAAAAUAUAACUGCUUGGAAAUAUUUGGCAAAAUAUCUGAGACAGACUUUAAUGAAGAAUCACCUUGCUUGGGUUCAAGAAGAAUGGAACUCCAGGAAAAACUGGUGGCCAGGCUUUCACUUCAGCUUCUUUUGGGCAAAAACCAAUUGGAAAGAGGAUAAAGCUUUGGCUUGCGAGAAAGCUUUGGUAGCUGGACUAUUGUUAGGAAAAGGUUGCAGGUAUUUUCGAUAUAUUUCCAAGCAAGAUGAUCAAGUCAUAAAGAAAAAAAUUAAGCAGAUAAAGAAAUCAGUGAAAAAAUACAGUAUUGCAAAUCCCGGACUGUGAUCUUGAAUAUUAGUUAUCUCAGAAGAUAGCCACAGAAUAGUAGCUCUGCGGGUAAUUAUUGAAUGCAUUUAUUUACUUUAUGUUUCUAGGAGGUCAUUUAUAUGGCUACAAAAAAGUUAUUUUUAUAUUUUUCUAUAUUUUAUUAUAAUUGUAGCUAAAGAAACAGUCUCACCGCCUUUGUCCUUUGUAAAUACAUUUUUCUUUUUUUUGUACUGUGAAAUAUAUUUAUUAAAGAAUAACUCCCACGUAAGAAAUAUAUUUGUUUAAUCAGAGAAUACAGUUACAGAGCAGUUAUUGCCAUUUCCAGAUAAUUUGCUUCUCUUAUGUAAUAAAACAUAACUUGUAGUAUUAAGUGAAUCUGUAUUCUU
Messenger RNA from Nyctereutes procyonoides (raccoon dog), 2002 nucleotides. RefSeq names its product TATA-box binding protein associated factor, RNA polymerase I subunit A (gene TAF1A). The record is from RefSeq and is a predicted model, not a curated record. Gene Ontology annotation, cellular component: RNA polymerase I transcription regulator complex. Bases 282 to 1634 code for a protein of 450 amino acids. Gene Ontology annotation, biological process: transcription by RNA polymerase I. The transcript is spliced from 13 exons. Lineage: Eukaryota; Metazoa; Chordata; Mammalia; Carnivora; Canidae.